GGCAGCUGACCGGCGGCCAUUCAAGCACCCGGAUCGUUUAGGUAUGGUCCUGUAAGAGUUGCUGCUCUAUGCUGCUAUGCUGAACAGCUUGCUUGCACCAUCACUCUGCCUUGCUAACAAGAACCAGCCCCCUGGAACUGAGAACGCAAUGGCUGCAUGCCUCAGUUGUAUGGUCCGGCUGCCAUUGAAUGGUCGAGCAUGUUUGCGGGAUUCGUCACGUGGUUCCGAUGCUCUUCCAAGAGUACUGGCUUUCCGUGGACCGAGCGGCAGCUCCAUUGCAGACAGCAUUGGCAUCCACUUUCAGCACAGAUUGCUGUCAGCAGAGCCUAGCGAAAUGCAGCAACAAAAUUGGGAACCACUGCCACCACCUCGAUUAAGUGGGGCUACAAGUGCAGGCAAUGACAACCGGCGAGAGUCACAAUCGCAACAACUUCUCAGAAUCGAUUCAAGCGCACCUUGCACCAAUACUGUGAGGGAACUCCCAACCACCGCUGGCGCUGAUAGCUUGCAGGAAGGUAGCCAAAGGGGUAGUCAAAAGAUCGAUAUGUUUGAGACAAUUGAAGAUGACAGCGGCGCCAGAGGAGACUGCUUGGCAGUUGGUAUACCUGGCGUCCUCAAGAUUCCGGUCAAGGAUGGGGGGACUGCUCCUCCACAAUCGGUUCGUUGGAAUCCGUGGUCACUUUCUCCUGGCAAGCGAAGGCGCAUUGUGAAGACUGAAUCAAAUGUUCAACGGAUGCGGAGAAAGCGGCCCCAACCAGAGUGCUCAAUAUGCGAAGGGAGCGGAAAAGUAGAGUGUGACAGGUGUUGUGGCCGAGGGAGGCUAAACCAUACGAACCUUGCUAUGCUGCCAAAAGGAGAGUGGCCGCAAUGGUGUUGGUCUUGUCGUGGUAGUGGACUAGCUUUCUGCAAUCGGUGCCUCGGGACAGGUGAAAGGAGGGGACUGAUUGGGUUCCGGAUGCCUGAACCUGGAGAUCCUGAUUUCUAAAGUUCUGAUCGAGGUCUAGACACUCUGUACAUAAGUGACAGCCAAGCACUGUGCAUUGUUCUUUAAACGAUGUUUGGAGAGCCCCGAUUAAUCCCAAGCGGGACUUGCAAUCAAUUGAAA
Klebsormidium nitens is the source of this 1105-nucleotide messenger RNA. NCBI's taxonomy places the organism in Eukaryota, Viridiplantae, Streptophyta, Klebsormidiophyceae, Klebsormidiales, Klebsormidiaceae. The record is from the annotation of a GenBank genome assembly.